AGGAGCGAGGAGGAGCGCCUGGAGAUGCACGAAGAGGACGAGCUGGAGCAACUGGAGCGCGAGAUUGGUAUGCCAUCUGACGAUGCCUCUACGUCCGAGAUGCCAUUAAGAUCACAAUACUCUCAGACGAAGCAAGAGCUUGCAGCCGCCCUCGCGAACCGAUUCGUACAUUCACGUACAUACAUAUUCCUCUAUCUCGGCAUGGCCGCACUUUCCCUCACCACCGUCGUGCUCUCUCUCCUCGAGGGCUGUCCUGGUAUAGCUUUCUUUGUAUUGGAAAUGAUAAUCAACUCCGGUAUGAUCAUCGAAGUUGGCAUCCGAUUAGUCGCAUUUGGACGAAAAUUCUGGAAAUCACCAUUCAACUAUCUGGACAUAUUCGUCACCUUGUUUUGCAUUGUCACCCUCAUUACUGUUUCUGUUUCCGGAUGCUCUGGCACAUCCAAGUCCGAAGAGCUGCUCGACACGCUUCUGCUCGUCGCGCGAAACGUGCUCCAAUUUACCCGUCUAGCAAAUGUUCUGCGCAAGUCAGGCCGGAGCAUCUUCGCUCGCCCAGCACCGAUCGACUUGAGCCAAGCGAGGAGGUUGGGAUACGCGCUCGAUAUCGACUUGUUUGACGAGGACGCUCAGCUGGCGGAGGAAGACCCACACGCUGCAGCGCCCUUGGUACCACAAGGGCAGUCUCGCCGAGAAGGACAGAACGGCGGGGUUGUCUUUGAUGCUGCGAGAGAGAGCACCGUGACUGCAGAGGGGCAGGAUCGGAUGGGCCGGCCAGACAGGGGGAAGGUCUUUGGUACCGAUGAUGCGGAGGAGCAGUGGGCCCAUUUGUGAUCGGUGGGGUUUUGGCGAUGCUCGAUGGGUCAGCGUAUGUAUCUCUAGUUUUUCCUUCCUUUGUUUCUAUUACAUACUGGAUAGACGGACAGGUUUACACAUCUCGUUCCCUCGCUUUUGAUUCGCCGAUCCGUCGAGGUUCCGGAUAGGCUGGCCACAAUGAAUAUUGUU
Dacryopinax primogenitus is the source of this 999-nucleotide messenger RNA. RefSeq lists its product as uncharacterized. Gene Ontology annotation, molecular function: monoatomic ion channel activity. The transcript is spliced from 3 exons. Gene Ontology annotation, cellular component: membrane. The record is from RefSeq and is a predicted model, not a curated record. The coding region runs from base 25 to 828 and encodes 267 amino acids. Gene Ontology annotation, biological process: monoatomic ion transport; transmembrane transport. Lineage: Eukaryota; Fungi; Basidiomycota; Dacrymycetes; Dacrymycetales; Dacrymycetaceae.